Coregonus sp. 'balchen' is the source of this 2040-nucleotide messenger RNA. The record is from the annotation of a GenBank genome assembly. NCBI's taxonomy places the organism in Eukaryota, Metazoa, Chordata, Actinopteri, Salmoniformes, Salmonidae.
AUGGCUGCAACCAAGACAGAGAUGCUCCUCUCAGCCCUUCAGAUCUCAGACCCACUAGGCUUCCCCUACUCUCCCAUGGACAGCUACCCCAAGUUGGAGGAGCUGAUGUUGCUCCACUCCGCAGGGACCCCGUUCCUGGCUGCCUCCACAGCAGAAGGUGUAGGCUUUGGGACCGGGGAGCCAGGAGACUCAUACGAACAUCUGAAUGAAGGUAAGGGCUGCUCUAACUCUAAACUCUUUAUGGUUUCAUUCAGAAAUAUGCAUGAAAAUGUGCAUAAUCUUUUAGGUUGCAUUUGAGUUCUGACAUACAGUCUAUGCAAAAAAUAUGAAUAUGCUAAGAUGUUUGGAUAAACUAUAAAUAGCUUUAAAAAGUGUUAUUAUUAUAGUGCAUAGAGCUAUACUGGUAUUUGUCUUCUUUAACGAUUGGAUGAUUGAAUUUUUGCAACCAAAAAUAACUAAAAAUGAAUGAAUAUGUAGUAUAGUUCUAUGAUAUAACUGAUUGCGUAAUUUACAUGCAUUUGGUGCAAAUAUGAGACAGUAUUACUAUUUUCAUAAACUGCAUGAUCAUUGAUAGACAGUUAUAAGGGGUCGAAAUUUGGGGGAAUUCUCUUGUAUUGUGUCAGCACCUUGUAAGUUGAUGUAUUUUGUAUGAGCCAGCAGGAUUCUUCUGUGCUCACCCCCUGAAUCCUAAACAGUAGUGGGGGCUGCCAUCUGCAGCAAAUGUAAAUGUGCUUUUACAUGGCAGCUGUUAAAUGCUAACUGUUUGUUGUUGUUCUUUCAGAUACAUUACCUGACAUCUCUAUCGGCUGUGACAAGUCUCUUAUCGACCAGACCUACUCAACCCCUCGCCUGCCCUCUAUCUCCUACACAGGGAGGUUCACCCUGGAGCCUGCAACCAGCUGCAGCAACAGCAUGUGGGCAGAGCCAUUAUACAGCCUGGUCAGUGGGCUGAUAGGCAUGUCCCAACCGCCCACCUCAGUUGCCUCAUGCUCCUCUGCUGUGCCGGUCAGCUCCUCCUCCCACACCAUGAGCUGCCCCGUCCAAAUCGGUGAUUCCAACCCCAUCUACUCGGCUGCACUCACCUACUCCAGUGUUAGCCCUGACCUCUUCCCUGACUCUAACCAGUCCUUCCCCAGCCCCUCAAACAGCUCAGUCCAGUACCCACCGCCCACCUACCCCAGCAGCAAGACCUGCUCCUCCAACAUGGCUCUGCCCAUGAUCCCAGACUACCUGUUCCCCCAGCAGCAGGGUGAGAUCAGCCUGCUUCCCCCUGACCAGAAGCCUUUCCAGUCUCAGAGCAUCCAGCAGCAGCUCUCCCUCACACCCCUGUCCACCAUCAAAGCAUUUGCCACACAGACUGGCUUUCAAGAUCAUAAAGGUUCCUACCAGUCUCAGCUGGUCAAACCCAACCGCAUGCGCAAGUACCCCAACCGCCAGUGCAAGACCCCUCCCCACAAGCGCCCCUACGCCUGCCCCGUGGAGACGUGCGAUGGCCGUUUCUCCCGUUCAGACGAGCUGACACGCCACAUCCGUAUCCACACGGGCCAGAAGCCCUUCCAGUGCCGCAUCUGCAUGCGCAAAUUCAGCCGAAGCGACCACCUGACCACACACAUCCGCACGCACACCGGCGAGAAGCCCUUCGCCUGCGACAUCUGCGGCCGCAAGUUUGCCCGCAGCGAUGAGUGCAAAAGGCACACCAAGAUCCACCUGAGGCAGGCGAAGGACAGAAAGGUGGAGAAGGCAGGGCCCACCCCCAUGGUCAUCCCCUCCCCAGUCUCAGGGUUCUCCUCCCCCUCCACAUCAUACCUCUCUCCCAGCUCCUCUUACCCCUCCCCAGUGCCCUCCUGCUACUCCUCCCCAAUGCACAGCUCUUAUGGCUCCCCAUCAGUCAACACCAUGUACUCCUCAGCCUCCAGUAUAUUUCAGACACAGGUUUCCACCUCAUACGGCUCCCCCACAAACGUUUACAUCUCCCAAGUGGGCACUCCUCAGUCAGAACUGCAGUCCACCCUCUCUCUAAAAAACAUUGACAUCUGCUAA